Molecule: messenger RNA, 1526 nt
Organism: Octopus sinensis (East Asian common octopus)
Lineage: Eukaryota; Metazoa; Mollusca; Cephalopoda; Octopoda; Octopodidae
Product: transcription factor SOX-4-like
Exons: 1
Coding region: 101-1450 (449 amino acids)
Biological process (GO): cell differentiation; anatomical structure morphogenesis; regulation of DNA-templated transcription
Molecular function (GO): RNA polymerase II cis-regulatory region sequence-specific DNA binding; DNA-binding transcription factor activity, RNA polymerase II-specific
Source: RefSeq, a predicted model, not a curated record
AUAAUAAUAAUAAUAAAAAUUAAUAAUAAUAACAGUAAUAUUAUCGCCAUCAGGUUCGACUGUACCAAAAACUGCAUAAUUGUAUAAUAAUAAUAUCGCCAUGGUACCUCAAAAUACGACGUUAGUCGCCGACCCCACGUCGUCUUCGUUUAACCAGUCCGUAAUGUUUGGUUCACAACUAGUCGACCCCGGCUCGCACACACCUUACACAGACGCCACCAACUGCAAGAAGUCGUCCAGUCACGUGAAGCGGCCCAUGAACGCAUUUAUGGUCUGGUCGCAGAUCGAACGGCGCAAGAUCUCCGAGGUGCAACCGGACAUGCACAACGCGGAGAUUAGCAAACGGUUGGGCCGUCAGUGGAAGUUACUCAACGAGCACGACCGCAAACCGUUUGUGGACGAAGCCGAACGGCUACGCGUGUUGCACUUGCAAGAGUACCCGGACUACAAGUACAGACCGAGGAAGAAGGCCAAACUCAGCGGCAAGGCCGAGGGUUCGAAUAACACCAGCAACGCCAGUAGCGUCGGUACGACCAGUACGAGCAAAAUAUCGAAGGGUCCUGGCCACAAGACCCACAAGACGGAGAAAAACAGCUCCAAUAAGCAUCGAACAAAUGGCGGCGGCGGAGUAGUGAAGUCGAGCAAUGGCUUGAGUAGCAACGGUCACACCAGCAAUACGGCCAACCGGUUAAAAUUAAAGCUGACCAUCGAUAAAAAAUUCAAAGAGAGCAUCAAAGCAAGCAAGCAUGUUUCAGUACCUUCCAGUCAGCUAACGCCGCCAGCUAAGGUUCCAUCCAGUCCGUCUCUGUAUGCACCACCGACGCCCGAAGCGGUCAGCUUCUACCCAGAAGAAGCGUUCGAGACGCCGGCUGCCUCGCCCCAGGAGCUCAACUGUGUGACAAAUGCGACGGUGGCCGGGGCGGCCUCGGCGGGCGCUUUCCAAGUGAUUUCUUCCACGCAGUUGACUGCGACCGCCGUUGAUGGCAAGCUCUUGUACCAGUCAGCACAGAUCGGCGGGACGACGACAUCGUUGCCCACUUCGACGGCCCUCGCUGCCCUCGCCACGGCUGGUACGGGAGCUGCUAUGGUUGGUCAACAACACUUAUCCCUCACCGGUCAACAGACCACGACUGACCAACACCAGCACCAGCACCAACUGCAGCAGUUGCAGCAACAACAACAGCACAACCAACAUAUGGACAGCGUUCCUUUGGCGGAUUUAGACAGUUUGACCGAUGUCCUCCAGUUGCCCAACAACUGGCACCUGGAACUCGGCAAUUUGGACUUAAGCAAACUCGCCGAUGCCGAGUUCAAUCUGGACAUGCAAAACCAGAACACACCGAAUGCGAGCCAUUUCGAGUUUCCGGAUUACUCCACACCGGAAGUAACUGAAAUGAUCGAAGCUGAUUGGCUGGAGUCUGGACUUGGUACCUUAAUAUGUAAGCAAUAAAACAAAACUGACCAAUGGCAUAUAUAAUAUAUAUAUAAUAUAUAUAUAUAUAUAUAUUAUAUAUAUGAUAUAUAUA